Messenger RNA from Tachysurus fulvidraco (yellow catfish), 2416 nucleotides. Its product is annotated as putative methyltransferase NSUN7. Bases 200 to 2086 code for a protein of 628 amino acids. Lineage: Eukaryota; Metazoa; Chordata; Actinopteri; Siluriformes; Bagridae. Gene Ontology annotation, molecular function: methyltransferase activity. The transcript has 11 exons. The record is from RefSeq and is a predicted model, not a curated record.
UAGAGAAGGGUGUCAACUUGACCAUCUCAUUCUUCUCAGUCUAACAAAGUGAACCAGUGGCUUAACAUCCCACAAAUUUUGCUAUUAAGCUGUGUUUCAAAUUUUUAGAUCAUUUUGUACUUUAGUUUGGAAUAAAAAACAAAACUUCUACAAAGUGCACACCUGAAGAUCUGAAGCUCCCUGAGGAGUAACCACAGUCAUGAGUAAGCCAGGGUUUCCUGACUGUGUGUACGCACAAGCUGCCAACGUUUUUCGAGCAUCCUGUGUGGAGAAGACCCUGGAUUACAGUGAGUACACUGAAGGACCUGGAGUACUGCGUUAUGCCCCGGUUCCACACCAUGCUGCCGGAGAUGACAGGCACGAGUGCAACACAAAACUAAACAAGGCUCGGGCAUAUGAGCUGGCAUUCAACACCCUGAAAUUCCAAGCGCUGUUGGAGGACGUCCUGAUGGACAGCUGCUUCCAGGCGGCUCAACAACUGCCGGAUGACCUCAUGGACCUGGCAAUGGUCAUGCUGUAUGACCUCCAGGACAGGAAGUUCUUGCCCAGAGAGCCAAUGACGGGAGAAGGGGGGGGGCCUGUGGAGGAAGUGAGGCUGGUGGAGGACAGUCUCUUCAGGUUUAGGACUAAGCUUGCAGCUUCGUUGGCUCGCUUCAGAAUCAAGCAAGAUCUGGUGUGUAUCGAUGACAUUCUGCCAAAAAGUCUGAAAGAAAAGCACCAGAAAAAGCACAAAGUACCCACCUGUGCCUGGGUCAACACACUCAAGAGCAGCGUUGAUGAAGUGUGUGUGAUGCUGAAGACACAGGGCUUCGUCCAGAUCGAUCCACACACACAUCUGGAAGGGAGUGUGUUCUGUAAAGACACACACUGUCCGGAUGUCCUUCUGUUUCCACCCAGAGCACAAGAACUUGUAGACAAGACGACACUGUUAAUGGAUCACACACUUAUAAUACAGGAGAAGUCCCGCAGUCUGGCUGUGUGUGCGCUGCGGCCCCUGAUGGCCCAAAACACCGACAUUCUGAUAGCAGGUUCAUUCUCCGCACACACCGUGGCUCAAGUCGGCAUCCAGGCUUCCGUCUUUUCCAACCACGUCUACGUCUGUGGGCUCCCUGCUGACUCCGCUCACAGGGAGGAGCUACAAGCGGCGCUGUCUCUCAUUGGCUGCAAAAACAUACGCUUGCUGCCUGAACAGUUUUCCGAGCUUCACGAAGGCGAUACACGUCUCCAGAAGGUUCGAUUAGUUCUGGUGCUGCCCCGGUGCACAGCUUCAGCACUCGCUGACCCCAUAGCACAUAUAAUAAAUGAGGAUGGAGACAAGAAUCUGCUGUGGGAUCUGUCUCAGGGCGUCGUGUCUGAGACAAAGCUGGAGUCUCUGACCAGAAAACAGAUACAAGACCUGAGCCACGCCCUGACCUUUCCCAAGGUGCACAGCGUGGUGUACUGCACGUGCUCAGUGUUGGAAGAGGAGAACGAGCUGGUGGUGAAGAGAGCGCUGAAGAUCGCCGCUGUCAGGAGCAAGUUACAGCCGUUCAGGAUAGCAUCUACAGGAUGGACAGAUGACAAGAGUUUCUUCAGACUGCAGGCAUCUGGCCUCGGCGAUGGCUGCUUUCUGUGCGUGCUGGAGCGAGAGAAAACAGAAUCUGUACAGGACAUACUCUUACGUGCAGCAGCCAAAGGUCUCCUGAAUGGACUGGCGCUUCCUGAAAAAGUCAAGAACACCAGAACAAAAGGCACACAUAGAGGAGCUUCAUCCCCUCCUCCUCCUCCUCUUCCUCAGGCUGAUCCCUCGCUUGCUGGUGUGCCGAGUGUUUCUGAGCAGCUCCACACUGAUCCUGCAGUCUCAAAAUGUGCCCUGAACCACACACCUGACUCACACUGUGCGUCUCCUGCCCCGGAGAACAGUUCUGCCAAUCUGAGUCAUGACUCGGCUGCUGAAAAGAUAAAAAAUCAGGAUUGUGCUGAGAAAAAACGGCAGAAAAAAGGGCGCAGGCUCAAAGCAGCCUCGAAAUACAGCCGAGGAGGAAAACCCAGGAGUCGGAGAACGUACAAGCGAAGGACGAGACAGGCCAGUAAGAAAGUCCAGUGAUAGACCUGUUUAAUCCCUCACACACACAUACACUUACAUACAGUACACACACACAAGCACUGACUGAUGUGGUUCCAGAAUGUUCUGUCUUUGAUGAACCUUUAACACUUUCAAUACUCUUAAAGAUCUGUAUAAUAAAAAAAAAAAAAGUUUUGUGCAAUUUAAAUAAAUCUUUAAAGAAAUUUGCGCUUUCAUUCUGUGCUUCGUUAAACAUUAAGGGAAAGGUGCAUUACCUUCAGUACACUGGAUCGUAUCAGAGAACAAGGAAUAAAUAAUAAUACUCUGAAUAAACGUUUCUGAUUAGAUCACCACAUACACACACGGCCAUAA